AUGAGUUUAGGAAGUUCAGAUCCGAGCAACAAAGUAUCUCCGAUCGCUCAUCCUUGGUGCGAUCCCCAAAAUGGUGUUUGUGAGCCCAAAUCUGUUGAUGAAUGGCUCAUAAUUAGGGCCAGCAAGAGAAUAAGAGACGAUCCAAAUUGGAAGCUGAAGUUCCGAGAUCCAGAAUACAUUUCUGAGAGAAAGGCCGAGUUUGUGAGCAACAUCAAUGAUUCUCAAGAGCCUUGGAUGUGGGAAGUCCAUCAACUCCAUGCGAAGUAUCUCAGGAACAUUGAUGCAAUUUUCGAAUACGUACAAAAAGAGUUGGAGUGGUAUGAAGCCAAAGAACAAGAAUUGGUGGAAUCGGGGUUUGUACAUUCUAUAAAUGAGCGUGUUCUAUAUAGUGAUAUUGCUAUCUCUACCACCACACAAUCAAACCUUAGGGUGGCCAUUCAGAAUUUCGAGGUAGGAACAGAAAACAUUUGUCACUCAAUUGAUGAUGAAGUCGUUGUUAAUAUCAUUGACCCUUGUAUGUACCCUGUGGUGUACGGUCAGACACAAGAACUUAGAGAUGGCAAGUUGUCAACGAUCCAAUUCAAUGAGAAGAUUUACACAAUCAAAAAUAAUGUACCAGAGUAUGCAAUAUCAAAACACUUUCAAUGCCUUCCUACGAAAUUCAAGUACGAUGAAUCGGCUGGAAGGUUCGAGCUUUCGUCAUACAUCAACAAUAUUCAUCCCGGGAAGUAUGCCGAAAUUUACACUCUUAUCACAACGAUCUUCAACAACUCGUUGCCAGGAUUAUUGCAGUGCCUCUCGUGUUGCAUUUCUCCUGAGUAUUUGAGAGUCAAUAUACCUGUGGCGGAGAAUGCUUAUGGUCAGGAGUAUCUAGAUAUGAUACACUUGCUAGAGGAUUCUGACCUAGAAGCUUCUGAUGGCGAGAAAAUUGAUGAAGAGCUAGAACUCAAAAAGCACAAGUGGAUCAAAGACUCUCCACCGAAAUGGAAUGGCUCGCCGUCUUUUCAAGUCUUUGACGCAAAGCGCUUUGAGGAUCUCAAAGUCAUUACUAAGCUUGUGAAUAUAGAAUUGACACCUGAAAACCCCCAGUAUGUCGGAGGUUCGUGGCAUGUCGAAGGUGCAAUGAAUGAGGACAUUGUUGCAACAAUAACGUAUCACUACGAUUCAGAGAAUGUUACUAACCAGAAACUAUCCUUCAGGGAGAGCUUUAAAGAUCCUAAAUUUCACCUUGAUGACGCUUAUUAUUGCCGAUAUUACUAUGGAUUGAGCGAGGUAGAUCAGACUUUCAAGUAUUCGGGUUCGGAAGAUUCGCCACUCGGUAGAGUGCUCAUCUUCCCUAACGUCUUUCAGCAUAAACUCGACCCUUUUGAGUUAAAGGACAAAAGUAAAUCAGGCCACCGAAAGAUCAUGUAUCUCUUCGUUGUAGACCCAUACAACAACAUCAUAAAGACAACUGACUCAGUUCCCCCACAACAGGAUGAGUGGGCACAUCGACUGGAAUCGAAGCAUUUCAUCCACGGCGACGUAAACAAUACUAAUAUGACAUACGAAGAAGCGAAGAAAUUCCUGGAUAAUAUUUUGGCAGAAAGAAAAACCAUGAACGACCCAAAGGCUGGACGAGGCGAAAGUUCAACACUGAGAGAGUUUUGGUUAUGGGAUUAUUAA
Molecule: messenger RNA, 1665 nt
Organism: Australozyma saopauloensis
Lineage: Eukaryota; Fungi; Ascomycota; Pichiomycetes; Serinales; Metschnikowiaceae
Exons: 1
Coding region: 1-1665 (554 amino acids)
Source: RefSeq, a predicted model, not a curated record